Messenger RNA from Ceratitis capitata (Mediterranean fruit fly), 5024 nucleotides. It is a transcript of the gene tn, whose product is annotated as RING finger protein nhl-1. Gene Ontology annotation, biological process: negative regulation of translation; proteasome-mediated ubiquitin-dependent protein catabolic process; protein polyubiquitination. Bases 929 to 4996 code for a protein of 1355 amino acids. Lineage: Eukaryota; Metazoa; Arthropoda; Insecta; Diptera; Tephritidae. Gene Ontology annotation, molecular function: zinc ion binding; protein binding; ubiquitin protein ligase activity. The record is from RefSeq and is a predicted model, not a curated record. The transcript has 12 exons.
UCCGCAUAAUCGUAAAGGCAAACAAGUACAUAUGUAAUGCCAACAGGCAUGAGCUUACACACAAUUGUAGGUAUUUAUAAAUACAUUGCUGUAUAUUUAGAUCGCGUAAAGAUUUACACAAAUACAUAUGUACAUACAUAAAUAUAAUACAAAUUGCAUGUACACACGCAGUUGAUGUUUCAUUAAUUUUCCUUGAUUUUCCAUUUCCUCAUUUUCUUUGCACAUUUCUCUCAGAUCUUUUACUUCAUUUUGUUAAUUUUCGAAAGAUAUUUUCGUAGCCAAGAAAUGCAGUUGUGCCAGAGAUUUUUUAAAAAUUACGAACCAGUUCGUUUAGUGCUUUAAAUUGAAACAGUACGCGCGCGUGCGGAAGUUUGCGAAUAAAGUUUUAUUACAAAGAAUAUAAUUUUUCAUCAAAACAAUUUUAUUUUGAGCAUAAAAAAUAAAUUACAAAAUAAAGGAAGGAAGUCAGAUAAUAUUUAGAAGACGUAUUGCAUUUCAAAUGUUUUUAUACGAAAAAUGAAAUGUAAAAUUAAAGAAAAAAUAAAAAAAAUCUAACGAAAUUCAAUCGAUUCUAACCCAUUGAGUGCUUGCAAUAAAAAACUUUGAAUAUAUUGUGUUACCAAUUAGCGGACAGUAUAGCAGAAUAGCAAAAAUUAAAGAAGAUAGUAAAGAAUUACCAUGAAACGUUAUUACCGUUAUAAUUGAGAAAUAUCUACAUUUUAAUAACCUACUCUAAAAAGUGCCUCUAAAGAAAGUGCAUAGAGACGUUCUUGUGAUUCUAUUUUAAAAAGUAAUAAAAAAAUAAAUUUACCAUUGCGGCAAAUUUAGUUCCUCACCCUAAGUAGGAAGACAGCAAAAAGUGGUAAAAAAGUGUGCGUGCACAGUGUGCAGCAGCAGUUUUUUGAUGCGGGCACUAAAACUGUGAAAAAUGGAGCAAUUUGAGCAACUAUUAACUUGUUGUGUGUGCCUUGAUCGGUAUCGCAUACCAAAAUUGUUGCCAUGCCAACAUUCUUUCUGCAUGGAGCCAUGUAUGGAAGGUCUCGUGGAUUAUGUUCGACGACAGGUCAAAUGUCCCGAGUGCCGUGCGGAACAUCGCAUUCCCUACAAUGGAGUACAAGCGUUUCCAACAAAUGUAACAUUGCAACGUUUCCUGGAGCUGCAUAUCGAGAUAACCGGCGAGUUGCCCGAUCCAACGUCAGGUCAAAUAAUGGAGCGGUGCAGCGUGUGUUCAGAGAAAUCGUAUCUCUCAUAUUGUGCGCAUUGUGAGAAGAAAAUUUGCGAGGACUGCAAGAGCGCGCAUAUGGAUAUAUUGCGACGUGAGAUAACUCGUUUUAAUUCACAAAUUCGUCGCAGUUUACAUCGCCUGCAGGACACACUUGCCAUAAUUGAGAAGAAUACAACUAGUCUUCAAACAAAUUGCGUUGGCGUAACCGAAGAGAUCGAUGAAAUCUACAGACGUAUCACCAAAGCGAUUAAAGAUCGUACCGAUCAGUUAAGAGGUGAAGUCGAUCGUUAUCACACCAUUGAGAUGCGUAAUCUGACAACGUUGAAAGAAAAUCUCGAUCUAGAGAUACAAAAUAUUUCCGGAAAUUGCGAUAUUGUUGAUAAGUACAUGAAUGACACAGUCGAAUGGGACGAUUGUGAGUUGAUGGAUACGAAAGAGAUCUUCCUCAAGACGGUUGAGUUCCUACGUCAUUUCGAGUAUGAGAAUGCCGAUUAUACGCGUCGUGUGCGUUUUCUUGUAUCAAUUGAUCCCAAUCAGCUUGUCAUGAACCUGGCCACAUUUGGUGACUUGAAUAUAGCGCCGCAUUCACAGCCCAGCGGUUCGGUAAGCAGUUCACAUUUGGCGCCACCUUCCGGUCUGCAACCCGGUUUGAUGCGUUCGAAAAGUGAUCAUCGGCUCGCUACACAAUUCCGUCAACAAGAGGAACGUGUCGGCUAUAAUGACGAGCCAGUUUUGGGUGGACGUAAAUUUGGCGAGCGACCAGUUCGUGCCAACAACGAUCGCUAUGGUGGUGGUGGUGACAGCAACAAUAGCCGUUAUGGUCGGGGUGCCGACUACGACUACGAGAAUGAUUACGACAACGAUCAGCCGACAUCACGUACUGGAAAGUCAUCACGUUUCCGUUCCCGCUUCGUGCGUUCACAUCAAAACGAGGAUUCCGACAGCGAACAACAGGAGACAAAACGUCAACAAGAGUUGGAGAAGAAAAAAGAUCGCGUGCUAAGCGGUGAGGAUGUGUCCCGUGGCCAACUGAGUGGCAUUAUACGUUUGAGUGAUUGUGCGCGUGUCAUACAACGCUUGGCGGAUAUUGGUAAGGAGAAGAAGGAAAAGAAAGUGGAUACAGCUGCGCAAGCGGCCGUACAGGCAGCUAUACAGGCACAAAAAGCUUCAAUGCAACGUCCCAAGCAGGGAGCGGCCGCUCAAAGACAAGUUUCCGAAGAUGAUGAGAUUAGUCGCAUUAAACGUCAGAACAAGAAUGCACCCGGAGGCGCUACAACACAAGCCAGCACUGUCGGCCCUACAGCAGCAACGACAGACUCCGAGCGACCAGCGGCGGAUCGUGUAGCUGCACUUAAGCGUACCGGUUUAGGACAAGGCACCAGCGAGGAAAGCGAUAGCUCCAAUCAUGCUUCACCAGUGCGUAGGACGCCACCACCAAGAGCUGAGUCCAAAGCGCCCGUAUCAGCACAGGUAGCCGCCGUCAAGAAGACAACACGGUCGGGUAGCAGUGAUUCCACAGCAUCAACAGAGAGUUCCACAAGUUCAGCGGCAGCAGCGGCACCAAGCAGUUCACGUGCCCGUGAAAGUCCAGCACGUACACGUGCUACACCAGCCGCUACAACAAAUGCUACCGGCAGUAGCGCCAGCAGCAGUGGUGCUGCAACAACGGAGAAGAAACCAUUCGUAAGCCGUUUCCUGCCACAACAUAGUAGCGCGGCUACGAGCAAUGACAAGAAGAAGGCCGAAAGCGAAUCGAGUAGCGAGGAAGAGACCUCCACUGAAGAGUCUGAAGAUGAAGUUGACACGAAAACGAAAACAACUGCGGCCACUACAACUAGCUUGGCUGCAAAGAGUCCGGCUGGUGGGAGCGCGCUAUCAUCGACUGCAGGUGCUGGUAGUUCCAGUAGCGGUGCCUCUUCGUAUCGCGAACGCUUGGAAGCGCGUCGCAAUUCACGUGAUGAUGCCUCAUCGCGUACAUCAUCGAGCUAUGCAACACCGUCCAGCAGUGGCACCAGUGGCUAUGGUUCUUCAACACGCCAACGCCCCGUGCCAGCCGCACAUCACGCACAUGACUCGGACGAUCGCUACGGCAGUGGCAGCGCCGCCUCAGGCAGCAGCUACACAAGCCGCUUUCUAAAUAAAAGCAAGAGCAGCGCUAUUGUAUCACAACCAUCGCUCUCCACGCCCACCGCCUCCUUCGAUGAGGAUGCCAACGGCACUGGUGACGAUUCGGACUCACGCUAUGGCACCGGACGUUCACGCUAUUUGGCGAUGAAGGAGCGACGCAGCCGUUUGGCGCGUAGCCGCUCAUCGCAUGCGCUCGGCAACGAUGACGACGAUUUAGAUGAGCCGGUAUCGCCGACAACGGCAUCACCAUCUGCUUAUUUGGCUUCAAGAUAUUCCGGUUAUGGGGGUAGCGAUUUGGCACGUAGUCGUUCAUCGCAUGCUUUAAAAUCACGCGACAAUUCACCCAUCACCGAACGUCCAACACGUCCAGCUAUCGUCACAGCCGCUGGCUCUAGCACGUCCGCCGCAGCGGAUAGCAAAGAUGGCGAAGCGAUGAGCUCCUGGGCGCGCUACUUAAAGAAUAAAUAUGGCAAUAAGAUCGUCAAGGACACACCGUCCACUAGCAGCAGUAACGCCUCAGCUGUCCCAUCGUCUUCGCAUAGCCAUGGCGCUGGCGUUGGCGUUGGCGGCAGUAGCAGUAGCAGUAGCGGUAGCAGUGCCGCCGGUCGUAGUCACGCCAGCGACGUGUCGCGUCGCCUAAGUUUAGGGCUGCCGUUGCGGCAGGCCAAUGAGCUGGCCUCAUCCGAUGAUGACGGUUCAAAAAACGGGGUAGGCUCCCCUACCUCCCCUACGGUAGCAGCAGCGGCAGUAGCCGGUAUAACCGGAGCAGCAGGUACUUCCCUUAGGGAAUUAUACUUGCGUAAACGUCAGCAGCUGUUCCAAUUGGGGGGACGGGGGAGCGAGCCCGGAUCCUUUACAUGGCCACGUGGCGUAGCAGUUGGUCCAGACAAUAGCUUCGUCGUGGCCGAUUCGUCAAAUCAUCGCGUACAAGUUUUCGACUCGAAUGGUAUAUUUGUAAAAUCCUUCGGUGAAUUUGGUUGCCGUGAAGGCGAGUUCGAUUGCUUGGCCGGUGUGGCGAUCAAUCGCAUUGGACAAUACAUCAUAGCAGAUAGAUAUAAUCAUCGCAUACAAGUACUCGACCCACAAGGACGCUUUUUGCGUGCAUUUGGCUCACAAGGCAUUACCGAUGGCAAAUUCAAUUAUCCUUGGGGCAUAGCCACCGAUUCAUUGGGUUUCAUUUAUGUUUGUGACAAGGAAAAUCAUCGAGUACAGGUAUUUCAAUCAGAUGGCACUUUUGUUGGUAAAUUUGGCAAGCUUGGUCCUUUAGAAGGUGAACUUGAACAUCCACAUUACAUAGCUGUAUCGAAUACGAAUCGUGUUAUUGUAUCCGAUUCCAAUAAUCACCGCAUUCAGAUUUUCGACGUCAACGGAAAAGUUUUAAAAAUAAUCGGUUCCGAAGGUUCCGACGAUGGCCAGCUUAAAUUCCCACGGGGCAUCGCUGUGGAUGACCAAGGUUAUAUUGUCAUCGCCGAUGCGGGUAAUAAUCGCAUACAGAUCUAUAGUCCGGAUGGCACAUUCUUGAAAACCUUCGGCUCAUGGGGUUCCGGCCAAACGGAAUUCAAAGGACUCGAAGGUGUUGGCAUAAUGUCGAACGGGAAUAUUUUGGUAUGCGAUCGUGAGAAUCAUCGUGUGCAAGUCUUCUAAAGCAAAGCGAAAAAUAAUAAAAAUAAAU